Molecule: messenger RNA, 6379 nt
Organism: Scatophagus argus
Lineage: Eukaryota; Metazoa; Chordata; Actinopteri; Scatophagidae
Gene: srgap1a
Product: SLIT-ROBO Rho GTPase activating protein 1a
Exons: 22
Coding region: 656-3961 (1101 amino acids)
Biological process (GO): negative regulation of cell migration; signal transduction
Cellular component (GO): cytoplasm
Molecular function (GO): protein binding
Source: RefSeq, a predicted model, not a curated record
CAUGUAUGCAGAUCCCUCCCUCUCCUCUCCUCUCCCUGCCUGGCUCCAGCUGCUGUGUGCUGCAGUCGGCCUACCCUGUCUGCCUUUGAGCCUGCUGGGAGUUGGAGGGAGGGAAGAAAUCGUCGAGGGAGAGCGGACAGGGGGACGCGUGUGAGAGUGUGAGGGUCCCAAACUGGAAACCACUACCAAGAAGCACACACACUCACGAUUCAGGCGGACUUUAAAGCACCACCGGACGGGUUAUUGACACUACUUUACUGAGAGAGAGCUGUGGGGAGUCGCCACAGAGACGCUGAAACUUGCGCCCCCCUCCCAACCUUGUCUUGUUCUUCUUCUGUGGUGGCAGCAACGCUGUUGCGCCGCGCGGACUGCUCUGAUACUUGAGUGGAUUCAUUGGUUGGAGCAGGAUUGCGCAUUGGCUCUGCUGUAUAUCCACCGCUUAUCCAGAGGGAAGAGGAACCAUGAAGAGCCAGACGUUUUCUUCUUCUUGAGUUAAAUCCCUUCAAAGUGUUAGUUUGUCUCGCUCUUUUCCUUUCUCUCGCGUGCGUUUUUCUCGUCCUGUUUGGGAUGCGUCGGCUGCUUUAGGAUCCCGCCUGUUGACAAACAGUUUUUACAAGAAGUUUUCAACAAGCUCGGGACACAAGAAGGCAAAAAGAUGUCUACGCCGAGGUUCAAAAAGGAUAAAGAAAUCAUCGCGGAGUACGAGAGUCAGGUCAAAGAGAUACGGGCCCAGCUGGUGGAGCAGCAGAAAUGUCUGGACCAACAGACGGAGAUGAGGGUCCAGUUGCUGCAAGAUCUCCAGGACUUCUUUAGGAAAAAGGCAGAAAUUGAGAUGGAAUACUCCAGAAACUUGGAGAAACUGGCCGAACGCUUCAUGGCAAAGACACGCAGCACCAAGGACCACCAGCAGUACAAGAAAGACCAGAACCUACUUUCUCCAGUCAACUGUUGGUACCUGCUGCUGAACCAGGUGAGGAGGGAGAGUAAGGACCAUGCGACUUUGAGUGACAUCUAUCUCAAUAAUGUCAUCAUGAGGUUCAUGCAGAUCAGUGAGGACUCCACGCGGCUGCUGAAGAAGAGCAAGGAAAUAGCCUUUCAGCUCCAGGAAGACUUAAUGAAAGUCCUAAAUGAGCUAUACACAGUAAUGAAGACCUACCACAUGUACCACUCAGAGAGCAUCAGCGCUGAGAGCAAGUUGAAGGAGGCUGAGAAGCAGGAAGAAAAGCAGAUUGGCAGGGGAGAUCCUGUCUUCAGCAUCCGAAUGGAGGACAAAUACCAGAGACGCAGCUCUGUGAAGAAGAUCGAGAGGUUGAAAGAGAAGCGUCAAGCCAAGUACUCUGAGAACAAGCUGAAGUCGAUCAAAGCACGGAACGAGUACCUGCUGACACUGGAAGCGUCAAACGCCUCUGUUUUCAAAUACUACAUCCACGACUUGUCCGACUUAAUUGAUUGCUGCGAUUUGGGGUACCACGCCAGCCUGAACCGGGCCCUGCGGACCUACUUGUCAGCCGAGUACAACCUUGAGACAUCACGUCACGAGGGUCUUGACAUCAUAGAGAACGCCGUGGACAGUCUGGACCCACGGAGUGACCGACAGAGGUUCAUGGAGAUGUACCCUACAGCUUUCUGUCCUCCAGCAAAAUUUGAGUUCCAGUCUCAUAUGGGAGAUGAGGUGUGUCAGAUAUCUGUGCAGCCGCCGGUGAAUGGAGAGCUCAUCCUGAGGUUCCAGCAGCUUCAGUCUCGCUUGGCUACUCUGAAGAUUGAGAACGAAGAGAUCAAAAAGACAUCAGAGGCCACCCUGACCACCAUCCAGGACAUGGUGACCAUUGAAGACUAUGACGUCUCAGAAUGUUUCCACCACAGCCGAUCCACCGAGUCGGUCAAGUCCACUGUUUCGGAGACGUACCUCAGCAAACCCAGCAUUGCCAAGAGGAGGGCCAACCAGCAGGAGACGGAGCAGUUCUACUUCAUGAAAUUCCGCGAGUUUCUGGAGGGCAGUAAUCUCAUCUCCAAACUUCAAGCCAAACAUGACCUGCUGAAGAGGACACUUGGUGAAGGCCACAGAGCUGACUACAUGACCACAAGGAAUCUCAAAACCAACACUGGCACCCGGCGGGCUAGACCCCGCUCUGUUUUUAAUGUUAGGUUAUUUAAUGGCAAUUUGGAGUCAUUUAUCAAGGACUCUGGACAAGCUAUCCCCCGUGUGGUUGAGAGCUGCAUUCGCUACAUCAAUUUGUAUGGCCUCCAGCAUCAGGGGAUAUUUCGUGUAUCUGGAUCGCAGCUGGAAGUUAAUGACAUCAAGAACUCUUUUGAAAGAGGAAACGACCCUCUGACGGACGAUGAAAAUAAUCAUGACAUCAAUUCGGUGGCUGGAGUUCUCAAACUUUACUUCCGUGGUCUGGAGAAUCCUCUCUUUCCCAAAGAGAGGUUCAGUGAUCUGCUGGCCUGCAUCAGAAUAGAGAACCUGUAUGAGAGAGCGCUGUACAUCCGUAAGAUCCUCCUGACUAUCCCCAGAUCAGUGCUCAUCGUCAUGCGCUACCUCUUCGCCUUCCUCAACCACCUCUCCCAGUACAGCGACGAGAACAUGAUGGACCCAUACAACCUGGCCAUAUGCUUCGGCCCCACGCUCAUGCCCACACCAGACAGCCAGGACCAGGUCUCCUGCCAGGCCCACGUUAACGAGAUCAUCAAAACCAUCAUCAUCCACCACGAGACCAUCUUUCCUGAUGCCAAAGAACUGGAUGGGCCCAUCUAUGAGAAGUGCAUGGCUGGAGGAGACUAUUGUGAGAGCCCCUACAGUGAGCAUGGAGCCCUGGAGGAGGUAGAGAACGAGGGAGGGACAGAGACACACACCAGCGAGGAUGAGGGCGAACCCAUUGAAGCCAUUGCCAAGUUUGACUACGUUGGGCGCUCUUCCCGAGAGUUGUCCUUCAAGAAGGGCGCCUCCCUGUUGCUGUAUCAGCGGGCGUCAGAAGACUGGUGGGAGGGACGGCACAAUGGCAUCGAUGGCCUGGUGCCACACCAAUAUAUUGUGGUCCAAGACAUAGAUGACAACUUCUCAGACACUCUGAGUCAGAAGGCUGACAGUGAGGCCAGCAGUGGCCAUGCUGGAGAGGAUAAAUGCUCAGGAAAAGACAUCGGCUCGCCCGCUGACACCAGGGUCUCUGAGGCCUACAUUACCAGCAGGCACAAGAAAAGAUCAGAACCACCAUCCCGGCGGCCUCCCGCCCGCCCCAGUGAUGUCCACUGCAUGGUGCAUCCCUCCCAGCACGGACAUGGAGGACAUGGAGGCACCCCUGAGAUGGGCUCCCCAGUGCUAGGUCAUUUCAGCCCACGGGACAUGCUGCGGAGUCACAACCACAUGCCCAUGGACAGCCCUGAACGACGGCGCCGUACUGGCCACGGCAGCCUGACCAACAUCAGCCGCCAUGAAUCGCUGAAGAAGUUGGAGAGCCCCCCGAUCCGCCGCUCUACCUCUUCGGGCCAGUACACGGGCUUUACUGAUGCGCACCGCCACCAUGGCGGCAAGCCCCUGGAUCCGGAGACCAUCGCACAGGACAUAGAAGAAACUAUGAACACUGCUCUGAAUGAGUUGCGUGAGCUGGAGCGGCAGAGCUCAGCCAAGCACGCCCCUGAUGUGGUGCUGGACACCCUGGAGCAACGGCAGACCUCCGGCAGCAGUGGUGGCGGAGGUCCCACACCGGCCAGCUCCAGCGACUCCCUCAGCCCCAUCCAUGGCAUCAUGCUGAGGUCCACCGCCAACACUGAGCCACCCAUCCGCCGCAGCACCAGCUCCUCCAGCGAUACCAUGAGCACCUUCAAGCCUGUGGUAGCUCCCCGUAUGGGGGUGCAGCUUAAACCCCCUGCCUUGAGGCCCAAGCCCAUGGUUAUGCCCAAGUCCAGCCAGGCAUCACAGCCUCCAGCUCCUCAGGACCCCCUGGACAAGUCCUGCACCAUGUAACGUCUGGGUCAGAACCCAGAGAAGUAAAUCGAAACCUCUCAGCCAACUUCUGGGAUCGCUUCAAAGCGCUGCCAGCGUCUAGACUUCAUAGAUGUACAUCAAAUAAUGUCUAAGAGUGUGUAAAAUACAUGAACCUGGACAGGAAACUAUAUCUCCAUGUGGGGAAAAUAAAGAGGACUGUGAGAGGGAGGCUGAUGUAGGAGUUACAAUGUAGACAGAUCUGUCAGACAAAGGUUCUGUCUCAAUAACACAUACACAGUUAUGUGUUAAUAUGCUUAGGUUAACAUUAUCUAGCAAAUGUCUUUUCCCUUUUUUUUUUCUUUUUCUUUUUUUAAAAGAAAUUCAAACAACAAAUCACAAAGGCUUCCUUCAAGAUUUUAGAAAAUGUAUACUAGUUAGUUUAGCUUACAGACAUUCGUGAACUUUGUAUCUUUGAAGAAAACACACUGCAUGUACAGUAUCUCCAGUCUACCACUGAACCUAAAGCUGGAGCUUGAUGAGAAGUGUAACUAGAUUAUGGAGCUUUUUUUUUUUUUUUGCUCUUACCUAGGAGGGCCCUUGAAGGUGUUGUGAACAGAUUGAAAGGCCUUAUUGACUUUGGAUUUGAAAUGUUAACUAUUACAAUGGUGCUGUGACUACCUGGAGAGAAAUGGUUUGAAGGUUGGACUGAUGAUGGGCCUGUAGAGCCCUUAACAACUAAUGGUACUAUGUUAAUAUGUAGUAGUACUGAUAAACAGUAUGCUUUUGUCACUAGUGUGCAAACUCUGCAACUUUUCUUGGCAAGGAAUACCAUCUGUUGUGUUUCCGAAAUGUACAAAUAUCACCUCUGUGCUGGAUUCACUCACAUUUAUUUGAAGAUAUUUCCAUAUUGCCUGGAAUGACAUAUGACCAUUGGAUACAACCACUACUUCAUUACGAACUUUGUUUUGAUUUUGAUGCAUUCUUGAAUUCCUGCCUCAAUAAGUCGUGAUGCAGGGAUAAUAUAUGCCUAAUAACCUAUGCCUUUGCAUCUGCGUAGUCUACGGGGAGCAGCGUGAAAAUUUGUGAUGAUAAAUCAUCUCUUACCUACAGUAAAUACAACACAUAUGCUAUUACAUGGUGUGGAACACAUGUCGCAGCUUCUUCUAUGCCUUGCUUGGCUCUAUCUACCCAAAGACAUGACUGUGCAAGUUAAAAGCAUGGAUGCUGACCCUCCCUAUAGAUGUAGGUAUUCUUCGUAUUGACUGAUAUGUAUAGACUCAUAGCAGCGCCCUGUGGGAGUGCUGCUGGUAGCCAUGGACCUAAUGACUGUUAGUGUUAAAGGCUCCUGAUAUGUUCACCCCGCUUUCUAUGCUUCUCUUGGUCAAAAUCUCUCAAAACAGCAGCUUGCCUUGUAUCCCUCUAGUCUGUUUUGUGUUCAGGAAAGAAUGUCGAUAGCGUUUUGUUUUUUGUUUUUUUUGUAUUGUUCUCUGACUGACACUUAGACUUCCUCUGUGGAUUGUCUGCAUUUGUGGAAGAAGUCACUUAUAAAUACCAAUCAUGUGGCAGAAAAGUCUCACAUAAUCUGGGAUGAACAGCCGGUGUCAGUCAGCUCAUGUGUGUCCUUGUUGAGUAAUAAUUUCAAAUGCAAUAGCCCCAUAAAACUGUAUGUGCCAGAGUUCCAGCUGUGUGGCUGCACCCCGUAUGUGUUUUUCAAAAAUAACCUCUGUACUGUAAUUGACAGAAGUGGGUGCAUGUCCUGGGAAUGUUUGGCUAGCAUAGCAACACACAGAAAAGACUUGGUCUGCUAUGAAUAAGCAUUGCUCUCUAACAACAGGUUUACACUAUCUUUGACUUGACAGAUAUAGUGUGUAUAAUCAAAAGAUAAUUGACUUUCUGAUUUACUAACUUUUAAUAUUUUUUGUUAUAAUUUUUAUUUUAUUUUUUUGUUUGUUUAUUUCUGGGUAGAAAUGACUUCAAACAAACUAUGUAGAUUAAAUAUCCAGAGAUACAAGUGUCCCUCCUACAGUAUGAAGCCAGUUGUAAAAAUUGUGCUUUUUUUCCACUGUGUUAACAUCAUCAACAGUAGGACUCAGUCAUGGCGUCUGUAGGCUAUAAGCUACUCUGUGGUGUUCUGUACAUCUGUAGUAUGUACUUGUGAAAGUGCCUUUGAAAAUGUUUUAGAGGAACUUCAGACAUUCUGUGCUGUUGCAUUUUCAUGUCAGAUGCUGUUUUUGAGAAAAUGCAGGGCAGAAAGAAGACACGUAAAUAAGUAAUGAUACCAUUUUCCAAACAGUUAUAUGACAGGAUUAAUAAUAAAUAAACAGCUUACCCAUUGUGACAUUGCACUUUUAUGUACAUAACUGUAUAUAUGGCAUGUAACAUCACAUAACGUUUAGUUCUUUGAGGGCUUAUACCUCCAAGGAUUUCUUUCUAAUAAAGGAAAUAGUUUGUUGAGUC